Messenger RNA from Syngnathus acus (greater pipefish), 1681 nucleotides. RefSeq names its product DEAD (Asp-Glu-Ala-Asp) box polypeptide 49 (gene ddx49). Gene Ontology annotation, molecular function: ATP binding; RNA helicase activity; nucleic acid binding. The transcript is spliced from 13 exons. The record is from RefSeq and is a predicted model, not a curated record. Lineage: Eukaryota; Metazoa; Chordata; Actinopteri; Syngnathiformes; Syngnathidae. Bases 147 to 1565 code for a protein of 472 amino acids.
AGAAGAAAGUCCUCCAUGUUGUGUUCGUGAAAAAUGCACAUGAUGCUGUCUUAGCUCAACUAAACUUUUCUGUCUUUUCGCGUGUUGGUAUUUUUUCGUUAUUCGCGCGGAUUUAAAGCUUCGGGGAGUGAUUCUAAAAUUCUAAAAUGAGUGACUUUUCGUCGCUUGGGCUCUCUGACUGGCUCAUUAAGCAGUGUAAGCAGUUAGGCAUCAACAAACCGACUGCUGUCCAGGAAAAAUGCAUGCCAGCUAUUCUAGAAGGUCGCGACUGCAUGGGUUGCGCCAAAACCGGAAGUGGGAAGACAGCAGCCUUUGUGCUUCCCGUGCUACAGAAACUGUCAGAUGACCCUUAUGGCAUCUUCUGCCUGGUGCUGACGCCAACUAGAGAGUUGGCGUACCAGAUCGCGGAGCAGUUUCGAGUCCUGGGGAAGCCGCUGGGUCUGCGCGACUGCAUCGUCGUGGGUGGAAUGGACAUGGUGAGCCAGGCCCUGGAGCUUUCCAACCAGCCUCACGUGGUGGUAGCCACACCUGGUAGGCUGGCCGACCACAUCCGGAGCUCCAACACCUUCAGCUUGAGGAGGAUCCAGUUCCUGAUCUUGGAUGAGGCAGACCGGUUGCUGGAGCAGGGCUGCACAGACUUCACCAAAGACCUGGAGGUGAUCCUCGGGGUGCUGCCGGCCAAACGGCAGACUCUUCUGUUCAGCGCCACGCUCACCGACACGCUGCAGGACUUGAAGAGCAUCGCCAUGAACAAACCCUUCUUCUGGGAGAGCACGUCCGAGACGCGUACGGUGGAGGAGUUGGACCAGAGGUACAUUCUGACUCCGGAGAAGGUGAAGGACGCCUACCUGGUACACCUGAUCCAGACCUUCACGGACGAGCAUGACGACUGGUCCGUCAUUAUCUUCACCAACACGUGCAAGAGCUGUCAAGUCCUCACCAUGAUGCUUCGCCAAUUUGACUUCCCUACCAUCAACCUCCACUCGAUGAUGAAACAGAAACAACGAUUUGCCAAUCUGGCCAAGUUCAAGGCCAGCGUCUAUAAAAUCCUGAUCGCCACAGAUGUAGCUGCCAGGGGCUUGGACAUUCCAACUGUACAGGUUGUCAUCAACCACAACACCCCCGGCCUGCCAAAAACUUACAUCCACAGGGUGGGCCGAACAGCCAGAGCAGGCAGGAACGGGGUGUCCAUCACACUGGUGACACAGUACGACAUCCAUCUCGUCCACGCCAUUGAAGAACAAAGUCAGACUAAAAUGAAGGAGUUUGCAGUGGAAGAGAAAGAAGUCCUGAAGAUCCUCACGCAGGUCAACGUGACCAAACGAGAGUGUGAAAUAAGGCUGGAGUCUACAGAUUUUGAUGAAAAAAAGGAGAUCAAUAAGAGGAAAGACAUGAUCUUGGAAGGAAAGGAUCCAGACAUGGAGGCAAAGAGGAAAGCAGAACUAGAGAAGCUCAAGCGCCAGAGAAAGAAAUUCAAAGAGCAGAUCCAGAAGAACAUUGAGGGACAGCUCAAAAGGAAAUUUAACAGCACACAUAAGAAAAAGGCAAAACAAGGAACAGAUUGACACUUGUUGGGGUGGUUUGCUCUUUUAUUACUGUGCAAUAUCAAAUACUUUCAUAUUUGUGACUGUCUGCAAAUCAACAUGACAUUUAUUUUAUAUAAUAAAUGAAAUUAUCAAUU